UGUUCUCACUGCUCUCCUCGCUCCUACAGACACGACGCCUCUUCUCACGAUGACUGCAGGACUGUGUGUGUGCGUCCUUCUCGCGGUCUUGUGUACGAGCUGUUUGGGGCUCCCCGUCUCCACGCCGCCCCACGAGGAAGGACAUCGCUCUGUCUCGGAUCCAGCUGAAGCCCAUCCCGGGACCGCCAUGCACACUUUCGAAGAACCCCAUCCCAGACACAAGCGCUCCGUCUCGCACCUCAAAUCCGUCCCCGCCGACGACGAGGAAGCGGACUCCAGAGCCAACCUGAGCGAGCUGCUGGCGAGAAUAAUCUCCUCCAGAAAAGGAUCCGUGCGCAGAAACUCCACAGCCAACAGCAGAAGCAACGCUCUCAGUGCCAACCAUCGGAUAGCAGACAGGGACUACUUGGGCUGGAUGGACUUCGGCCGCCGCAGUGCAGAGGAAUACGAGUAUCCAUCAUAAGAAAGAAAAAGAAAGAAAGAAGACAAAAGGGAGAAUCGCAAAUCUAAAAUCAAGCUGGCUCUUCACUGUCUCACAAUAAAACGUUUAUUUAUGAUGUAUUUGUUGUACAUUGGUUUGUAAAACUGUAACGAUGCAAUAUACACAUAUGCCAAAUUUUGCAGGAAACUCUAACAGUUUGUUUGUUUCUAGUUUCUUUAUGAUUUCGGG
Periophthalmus magnuspinnatus is the source of this 670-nucleotide messenger RNA. RefSeq names its product cholecystokinin b (gene cckb). Gene Ontology annotation, cellular component: axon; extracellular region. Gene Ontology annotation, molecular function: neuropeptide hormone activity. The coding region runs from base 50 to 463 and encodes 137 amino acids. Gene Ontology annotation, biological process: digestion. The transcript has 4 exons. The record is from RefSeq and is a predicted model, not a curated record. NCBI's taxonomy places the organism in Eukaryota, Metazoa, Chordata, Actinopteri, Gobiiformes, Gobiidae.